UCAGGGGACAUCGAGAUCGUGAACCAUAAGACCAAAGACCGGUGCCAGAUGAAGUUUGUGCCCUACAGCUACUUCUCCAAAGAGGCGGCCCGCAAGGUGACCGGGGUGGUGAGUGACAGCCAGGGCCAGGCCCACUACGUGCUGUCGGGCUCGUGGGAUGAGCAGAUGGAAUGUUCCAAGAUCGUGCACAGCAGCCCCAGCAGCCCCAGCUCCGACGGCAAGCAGAAGACCGUGUACCAGACCCUGCCAGCCAAGCUGCUGUGGAAGAAGUACCCGCUGCCGUGA
Dipodomys ordii (Ord's kangaroo rat) is the source of this 285-nucleotide messenger RNA. Its product is annotated as oxysterol-binding protein 2-like. Gene Ontology annotation, molecular function: cholesterol binding. The record is from RefSeq and is a predicted model, not a curated record. The annotation marks the transcript as partial. The transcript has 2 exons. Lineage: Eukaryota; Metazoa; Chordata; Mammalia; Rodentia; Heteromyidae. Gene Ontology annotation, cellular component: membrane; cytosol; intracellular membrane-bounded organelle.